Molecule: messenger RNA, 450 nt
Organism: Microthlaspi erraticum
Lineage: Eukaryota; Viridiplantae; Streptophyta; Magnoliopsida; Brassicales; Brassicaceae
Source: the annotation of a GenBank genome assembly
AUGACUGAAUCAACAAGAAACAGAUUCGGUUUCUCAGUCUUCUUCGUCAUCAUCAUCUUGAUCUCUGUGUGGAUUUUACCGGCGGCUGCAGAUGGAGUGGAAAAUGACGAUGCUGCCAAGAAAGAAGAGAAUCCAUCACUUGUAAAGAUCAUAUACGGAAUUUUUGGCAAGAAAUUUCCUCCGAGUUCUUGGGAACUGAUUCAAGGUGUAAUGCAGAAGAUCCAGAUGAAGCUUUACCCUCCAAAUUUAGAUUUCAGAAGCAACAGCGACAAGAAGAACAAGGAGGAAGAAGAUAAAGGAGAGAAAAUGAAAGAAGCAGCGACAAGGAGCCUCGAAGUAAGCAAAGAAGCCAUUGAAGAGUCUGCAAGACUAGCAGGUGGUGUUGUAGGAGACGUAGUUCAAAAAACAGCUGAGAAAGUUACCAAACAAUCCUCACAUGAUGAACUGUAA